This is a messenger RNA of Marmota flaviventris (yellow-bellied marmot), 1114 nucleotides long. It is a transcript of the gene C16H18orf32, whose product is annotated as chromosome 16 C18orf32 homolog. The record is from RefSeq and is a predicted model, not a curated record. Lineage: Eukaryota; Metazoa; Chordata; Mammalia; Rodentia; Sciuridae.
CCUUGGUGACUUCGUCGUCGCCGGUGAACCAGGCUUGGAUGCGCCGGGCAGGCUGCGCUCUGUCCUCUGCGCUCCCGCGGCGGUUUCGAGUAGCUCCACAGGCUCUUCCCGGUGGCGCUCAGGAGCCUUCGGCCAGUGCGCGACUCGCCGGCUCGCCUGACCGCCCUGCCCGGAGCCUUGCGGCGGCCUGAGCUCUCGCUACAUUCCGCCUGGCCCCACGUUUCGGAGCUUGAGCCUGGGACAAUGGUGUGCAUUCCUUGUAUUGUCAUUCCUGUUCUUCUCUGGAUCUACAAAAAAUUCCUGGAGCCAUACAUAUACCCUAUGAUUUCCCCCUUUGUUAGUCGCAUAUGGCCUAAAAAAGCUGUACAAGAAUCCAAUGAUAAAAACAAAGGCAAAGUAGACUGCAAGGGUGCUGACAGAAAUGGAUUACCAACAAAAGGACCAACAGGAACCUAUGAUAAAAAGAAAGACUAAUGCAACUUUUCCAAAGGAUCGCAAAUGUUUUUAAAAUGGACCUGAUGACACAAAGCACCUUCUUUGUAAUUGUCUCUGACUUUUUUCUCUGAAACUAGAAUUUUGGAUAGAGAGUUUAUUUAUCUGAUACUUACUGGGAAAUACAUAGUAUUUAUAUUUAAAAUGUACUUAGUUAUAUUUAAUGACCUCAUUCCUGAGUUCCAUUUUCAUUAUAGUAGCUUUAAUUUCUAUUACUGCUGUUUUAAUAAUAUGAAUAAAUAGGUUUGUGCCAGUAAAUACUCAGUACUUAAAGUCCUUGGGCCUCUAGCAUUCAAUCAUCCACGUGAAUUUGACUGCUCUUUGCUCUAAUUCUUCAGGUCCUUUUAAUUUGAAUGGAUUAAGUUUUACUGUGAAAUAGUACAGAUGAUAAUGAUGUGAAACUUAAAGAUAAGAUUACUGUCCAACACAAUGGAGCAGUUUAUCUAUGAGAGUAAGUAACUACUGUUUAUUGCUCUGAGAAAGAUGGAAAAGAAGGAUAUAGGAGAAACUUUGAAAAAUGAAACAUCUUUUACAUAAAUGUCUAAUGUGUUAUAAAAUUAUAAUGCUGUUGCAUUCCUUCCAUUCCUACAAAUGCAUUAAACAUUCAGUUUAAUUUGUGGUU